Astyanax mexicanus (Mexican tetra) is the source of this 904-nucleotide messenger RNA. RefSeq names its product trypsin-2. The transcript is spliced from 6 exons. Bases 66 to 794 code for a protein of 242 amino acids. Gene Ontology annotation, molecular function: serine-type endopeptidase activity. NCBI's taxonomy places the organism in Eukaryota, Metazoa, Chordata, Actinopteri, Characiformes, Acestrorhamphidae. Gene Ontology annotation, biological process: proteolysis. The record is from RefSeq and is a predicted model, not a curated record.
CUUCUGGUCCGCAUAAAUAUGGCUGAAGGAGUGAGGAGUGCAUCGAAGGUGAUCAUACAGCAAUCAUGAGGUCUCUGGUCCUGCUUGUGCUUCUCGGAGCUGCCUUUGCUUUUGAGGAUGAUAAGAUUGUCGGGGGUUAUGAGUGCACACCCUACUCCCAGCCCUGGCAGGUGUCUCUGAACGCUGGCUACCACUUCUGUGGUGGCUCUCUGGUGAACGAGAACUGGGUUGUGUCUGCUGCUCACUGCUACAAAUCUCGCAUUGAGGUCCGUCUGGGCGAGCACAACAUCCAGGUCACUGAGGGCACUGAGCAGAACAUUCCCUCCAGCAAAGUCAUUAGACAUCCCUCCUACGACUCCUGGACCAUUGAUAAUGACAUCAUGCUGAUCAAGCUGAGCACCCCUGCCCGCCUGAACUCCAACGUGCAGCCCGUGGCCCUGCCCAAGAGCUGUGCUGCUGCUGGUACCAGGUGCACCGUCUCCGGCUGGGGAAACACCAUGAGCUCCACUGCUGACCGCAACAAGCUGCAGUGCCUGGAGAUCCCCAUCAUUGCUGACAAAGACUGUGACAACUCCUACCCUGGCAUGAUCACUGACUCCAUGUUCUGCGCUGGAUACCUGGAGGGAGGCAAGGACUCUUGCCAGGGUGACUCCGGUGGUCCCGUGGUGUGCAAUGGUGAGCUGCAGGGUGUUGUGUCUUGGGGCUAUGGCUGUGCUGAGAAGGACCACCCUGGUGUCUACGCCAAGGUUUGCAAGUUCAGCAGCUGGCUUCAGCAGACCAUGAGCAGCAACUGAAUCAAAAGAUUAAAACAUGCUACCUCAUGCACACAUACAGUGUAAACAUCUCUAACAUCUGUAUUCAGCAAGUUGAAGAACACUGUAAAAUAAAAAACAUCAAAUUCAAA